GGAUGCUGGCCCGACGCUGCGUCCUCGCCGCCGUCCUCGCGGUGGCCAUCAUGGCCGUCGCUGCGCACUCGCAUGGCGAGCGCGGCCACCACCACCAUCAGCACGACGACGACCAUGGCCACUCGCACGACCAUCGCGAUCUUCUGCGACCUGAGGCGAUACCGGUGCCGCCCUCUGGAUGCCCUCAUCACCAUGGCAAGCAUGCGCACCAUGAUGAGCAUGGCCAUGACCACAGCCACCAUCAUGGCCACGACCACAACCACGAGCAUGGCCAUGACCACAGUCACGGUCAUGACCACAGUCACGGUCAUGACCACAGUCACGUUCACGAGCAUCCCGAGAAGCAGGCGCUUGCGGCCACGUCAUUGUCCGAGUGGAUGCAACUGUCGUUGUGGACCGAGGCGCUUUUCGCGACCGCGCUCGUAGGCGCGGCGCCCGUCAUCGUUCUCUUCUUCGUGCCACUUGGCCGCUCGACCGACAUCGCGGCGCAGAAGCCGCUCCUCCGCGUCUUUCUGAGUUUUGCCGCGGGCGGUCUGCUCGGCGAUGCGCUCUUGCACUUGCUGCCGCACUCGCUGCCAAGCCACAGUGACCAUGACCACGACCACAACCACAGCAGCGACGGCGGGCAUGCCCACUCGGUGGCCGACCUCGCGCCGUACCUCUAUGUGCUUGGCGGCCUCCUGUCGUUUCUUAUGCUCGAAAAGCUCGUGCGCGCCCACACGGGCCAUGGACAUUUGCACGGCCACAGCCACGACAAUGCGGCGCACAAGAAGAACGACGACGCCCCGGACGCGACGACCACGAUCGCCGCGGCCGGGUACCUCAACCUCGCGGCCGACUUUUCCCACAACUUCACCGACGGCCUCGCGAUCGGCGCUACGUUUGUGCACGGGCGCGCCAGCGGGUGGCAGACGACCGCGGCCAUGCUGCUGCACGAAGUGCCCCACGAGAUUGGCGAUUUUGCCAUUUUGCUGCAAUCCGGCUUUACGCGCCGCCAAGCCAUGUGGACGCAGCUGUACACGGCGGUUGGCGCGAUGGUUGGCACUCUGGUUGGCUUGCUCCUCGAGUCGGAAGCCGGCGCGUGGGUGACGCCGUUCACGGCCGGCGGCUUCGUCUACAUUGCGUGUACGAGCGUCUUUCCCGAGCUGCUCGAAGACACGUCGUUGACGUCAUCGCUCUUGCAGCUUGCCGCCAUGGUGCUCGGCAUUGCGCUCAUGCUGCUGAUUGCGCUCUUUGAGUAGUAGUUGUGUGCAUAAUGUACAUUCAACACUAAGACGACGAGAUCCUUCUCAUCGGAGCAGAACACGAGCGUCGCUGGUCACCCGC
This is a messenger RNA of Saprolegnia diclina VS20, 1326 nucleotides long. Its product is annotated as major histocompatibility complex, class I. Gene Ontology annotation, cellular component: membrane. The transcript is spliced from 2 exons. The annotation marks the transcript as partial. NCBI's taxonomy places the organism in Eukaryota, Oomycota, Saprolegniomycetes, Saprolegniales, Saprolegniaceae. Gene Ontology annotation, molecular function: zinc ion transmembrane transporter activity. The record is from RefSeq and is a predicted model, not a curated record. Gene Ontology annotation, biological process: intracellular zinc ion homeostasis; zinc ion transmembrane transport.